Molecule: messenger RNA, 9483 nt
Organism: Pelodiscus sinensis (Chinese soft-shelled turtle)
Lineage: Eukaryota; Metazoa; Chordata; Testudines; Trionychidae
Gene: MBD5
Product: methyl-CpG binding domain protein 5
Cellular component (GO): chromocenter; nucleus
Molecular function (GO): DNA binding; chromatin binding
Source: RefSeq, a predicted model, not a curated record
CCUCACCACACACACAGAGGAGCAGCAGCCAGUUCACCCCCUCCCCCACCCCCUGCUCUCCCCUCCUCCCCCUUUAUUACCCUUUGUGUGUGUCUCUUUCUCCACUGCUCCAGGGAAGGGAAUAAAAGUGGGGUGCAGCCAAGAUCGUGCCUGGAAAAUAUUGGUUUUUGGAUAUAUAAGUGUUUGAAGAAUACAGUGUUUAGACAAAAUCUUUAAAAUCUGGUUUUUUAGACAUCAAAGGUUUUUUUUCAUACUGGAUCGGUGUACCUCAGUGGAUAGCUCCACAGGAUCAGGGAGAUGCAUUUGGCUUGGAUUCAGAGGAACAAACUGCAACACUAAAUCGACUCCUGUCAACAAUGUUCCUCCUAAAAAAUAUAUGGAAGAAAGUGUCAUCUCAAUAAAUCAGACAAGGAAUUAUAGACAGUUCUUAGAGCAUUAUAACACUAAUUCUCUGCAAGGGGUCAGUGAACUUCCCAAGAUCAGUGGAUAUUUUCCACCAGUUUUCCUAAUCUUGGCUUAGAAUGAACAGGAUGAACACACCCACCUUAUGUCUAAACCUUAGCAAGGAAAAAGGUUGCUGUACUGGAGUUGUGAAGUCAUGAAAGAAUCACAGGAAGAUAGCUGCAGCACGUUGGAUAAUGAGUGGAAGAUAAAGAAAAAGCAAAAAGAAUGUGGCAUAUAAAGGGUGUAAUACCUGGAGAGUCAUAAGCAGAAACAGAAAAAUGAAUGGCGGAAAGGAGUGUGAUGGAGGGGACAAAGAUGGAGGACUACCAGCAGUGCAAGUUCCAGUUGGUUGGCAGCGUCGCGUGGAUCAAAAUGGAGUGCUUUAUAUCAGUCCCAGUGGGUCUUUAUUAUCCUGCUUGGAGCAGGUGAAGACAUACCUGCUGACUGAUGGAACCUGCAAAUGUGGCUUGGAAUGUCCUCUCAUUCUUCCCAAGGUAUUUAAUUUUGAUCCUGGAGCUGCUGUGAAACAGAGAACUGCUGAAGAUGUUAAAGCUGAUGAAGAUGUCACUAAGCUAUGCAUUCAUAAACGGAAAAUUAUUGCUGUGGCUACCCUUCAUAAAAGCAUGGAAGCUCCUCAUCCUUCUCUGGUUCUUACUAGCCCUGGGGGUGGAACAAGUGCAACACCAGUAGUUCCUUCUCGAGCAGCAACUCCAAGAUCAGUGAGGAAUAAAUCCCAUGAAGGAAUUACAAAUUCUGUGAUGCCAGAAUGUAAAACUCCAUUCAAGUUAAUGAUCGGGGCAUCUAAUGCCAUGGGUAGGCUUUAUGUACAAGAAGUGACUGGAAGCCAGCAACAAGAACUUCAUUCUGUCUAUCCUAGGCAGAGAUUGGGCAGUAAUGAUCAUGGACAGAAGUCUCCAUAUCGUGGCAGUCAUGGUGGAAUGCCUAGUCCAGCUUCAUCAGGAUCACAGAUAUAUGGAGAUGGCUCAAUCUCUCCUAGGACUGAUCCACUUGGAAGCCCUGAUGUUUUCACAAGGAACAAUUCCAGUUUUCAUGGAGCACCCAACUCUAGUCCCGUUCACAUGAACAGGACUCCUUUGUCUCCACCUUCAGUAAUGCUACAUGGUUCUCCAGUUCAGUCAUCCUGUGCAAUGGCUGGAAGGACUAAUAUACCUCUUUCCCCAACCUUGACCACAAAAAGCCCAGUAAUGAAAAAACCCAUGUGUAAUUUUUCAGCUAAUAUGGAACUACCACGAACAAUGUUUCACCAUAAACCACCCCAAGGUCCACCUCCACCUCUUCCACCUUCUUGUGCUCUUCAGAAAAAGCCAUUAACAUCAGAGAAGGAUCCACUUGGCAUUCUUGACCCUAUUCCCAGCAAGCCAGUUAAUCAGAAUCCUGUUAUCAUUAACCCAACUACUUUCCAUUCUAAUGUCCAUUCUCAGGUACCUGUAAUGAAUGUAAGCAUGCCUCCUGCUGUUGUCCCUUUGCCAAGCAAUCUCCCUUUGCCAACUGUAAAACCUGGUCAUAUGAACCAUGGGAGUCAUGUACAAAGAGUUCAGCAUUCAGCUUCAACCUCCCUCUCUCCUUCACCAGUGACAUCCCCAGUUCACAUGAUGGCAUCUGGCAUUGGAAGGAUUGAGGCAUCUCCCCAAAGAUCACGCUCAUCUUCCACAUCAUCAGAUCAUGGCAAUUUCAUGAUGCCUCCAGUAGGACCACAGUCAUCUUGUAGUGGUAUUAAAGUUCCUCCCAGGUCACCAAGAUCAACAAUAGGGUCUCCAAGACCAUCUAUGCCAUCAAGCCCUUCCACCAAGCCUGAUGGACUUCAUCAGUACAAGGACAUCCCUAAUCCAUUAAUUGCUGGAAUGAGUAAUGUAUUAAAUCCUCCAAGCAAUGCAGUUUUUCCUACUGCAUCUGCUGGAAGUGGUCCCCUGAAGAGUCAGCCUGGUUUGCUGGGAAUGCCUUUAAAUCAGAUCUUGAACCAGCACAAUGCUGCCUCUUUUCCAGCAAGUAGUUUACUCUCAGCAGCAGCCAAAGCACAGCUAGCAAAUCAAAAUAAACUUGCUGGUAACAACAAUAGCAGCAGUAGCAAUUCUGGAGCUGUUGCCAGUGGUGGCAACAAUGAAGGACAUAGCACUUUAAAUACCAUGUUUCCUCCUGCUGCGAACAUGCUUCUACCAACAAGUGAAGGGCAAAGUGGUCGAGCAGCACUACGAGAUAAACUGAUGUCCCAGCAAAAAGACCCUUUGAGGAAAAGAAAACAGCCAACUACCACCGUAUUGAGUUUGCUUAGACAGUCUCAUUUGGAUAGCUCUGGAGUUUCUAAACCUGGAUCUGAUUUGAUAAGGAAGCAAAAUCAAAGUUCAUUUCCCAUCAGUUCUAUGUCUCAGUUACUUCAGUCCAUGAGUUGUCAAAGUUCUCAUAUGAGCAGCAAUAGUACCACUGGUUGUGGGAGCUCAAAUACUGUUUUGCCUUGUUCUGCUAACCAGAUGCAUUUUACAGAUGCAAAUAUGAACUCUAGCACACUUCAGAAUUCAUUGACACAGAGCUUACCUUUAAGAGGGGAAGGUAUGCACUGCCAGAAUGCAAACACUAAUUUUGUCCAUGGUACUAGCCCAGGCGCAAACAACCAUCUUGCAGGUUUAAUUAAUCAGAUGCAGGCUAGUGGGAACUGUGGGGUGCUCAGUCAGUCAGGAAUGGCUUUAGGAAAUUCAUUACAUCUGAACCCACCUCAGUCAAGAAUCCACACAUCCUCCACUCCAGUGAUACCAAACAGCAUUGUUAGCAGCUGUAAUCAAACAAUUCCUGAAGCAGGGAAUUCAGGACCAUCAUCUUCCAUAGCCAUAGCUGGAACCAGCCAACCUGCCAUUACAAAGACAACAUCCGUUCUUCAAGAUGGUGUCAUAGUCACUACUGCAGCUGGAAACCCACUUCCGAGCCAGCUGCCCAUUGGGAGUGAUUUCCCUUUUGUUGGCCAUGAACACACACUUCACUUUCCACAGAACUGCUCUUCAAACAACAAUCUUCCGCAUUCUUUGAAUCCAAACCUUCUCAAUUCUCUACCUAUCUCUUUGCCAGUGAAUCAACAACAUCUCCUAACAGAAGGCAAGUCUGAGGUCAUCCUCAACCCUUUAGGUUUUCUCAACCCAAGUGUAAAUGCUGCCCUAGCUUUUCUCUCCAGUGACAUGGAUGGGCAGGUAUUACAGCCUGCUCAUUUUCAGCUUCUAGCAGCCAUGCUUCAGAAUCAAGCCCAAGUAGCUGCCAUGCUUCCCCUUCCAUCUUUCAAUUUGACCAUCUCAGAUUUUUUACAACAGCAAAAUAACCCUUUACCCUCAGUAACGCAGAUGACCACCCCACCAGACCAUUUGCUAAGCAAUCAGUCAGAAAGCAACAGAGCAGAGACCCUUUUAACCGACCCCCUGGGGGACCCUAUACCAAGCUUUACAGUCACUGAUACUACUUCUAAUCCCUUGCUCCUCCCAGCUGUCACUGGGGCCUCGGGAUUUAUGGCCUUGAAUCCCCAGCUGUUGGGAGGUGUCCUGAACUCCACAUCGGGCAACACUGCUAAUCAUCCAGAGAUAUCCAUAGCAACCUCCUCCCAGGCAACCACUACCACAACCACUACAUCAUCAGCAGUGACAGCACUGUCUGUCUCAACACUUGGUGGGACAGCAGUGGUGUCAAUGGCAGAAACAUUGCUGAACCUAUCUAAUAAUGCUGGGAAUACAUCUGGUCCAGCUAAACUCAACAAUAACUCUGUGGUGCCACAGCUACUUAACCCUCUACUGGGGACAGGUCUGCUUGGUGAUGUGUCGUCGAUAAACACUACUUUGAAUAACCAUCAACUGACUCAUCUCCAGUCACUGUUAAACAACAAUCAGAUGUUUCCUUCAAAUCAGCAGCAACACCAGUUUCUCCAGGGGUACCAGAAUCUUCAGGGGUUUCAUGGGCAGCCCACAAUUCCUGGACCAACUAACAACCCAAACCCUAUGGCUUGUCUGUUUCAAAAUUUUCAGGUGAGAAUGCAAGAAGAUGCUGCUCUUCUAAACAAAAGAAUGAUCACUCAAAUGGGGAUAACAUCAGUUUCUGAAAGUUCCAACACUACCCUUCCUCCUUUUCAAGAACCAUCUUGUGAUUUGCAGCAAAGGACUGAACCAACUCUAGGACAACAGGCAAAGGAUAGCCUCAAUGUAGCUGCUCAGGGUGAUUCUUCAGUCGAUGCUAUCUACAAAGCAGUUGUAGAUGCUGCGAGCAAAGGAAUGCAAGUAGUAAUCACCACUGCAGUUAGCAGUACAACACAAAUGAGUCCCAUUCCAGCUCUGAGUGCCAUGAGUGCCUUCACAGCCUCAAUUGGUGACCCAUUAAAUCUUUCUAGUGCUGUCAGCGCCGUAAUCCAUGGAAGAAACCUUGGUGUCUCUGAUCAUGAAGGUAGGAUAAGAAACACUAGAGGGACACGAGUACUGAAGAAUUCAGAACACAGUAAAAAUUCAAGUGAAGGGGAUGGAUUUGAAUAUUACAAAUCAGCAGGUUGCAACACAUCCAGAAAACAGUGGGAAGAGGAGCAAAGCCCUGGAGGUGAAAUAAACAGGUGGAAGUGUGAGGAGUUUUUAGAUCAUUCGACCCAUGUUCACAGCAGUCCUUGUCAUGAAAGGCCCAAUCAUGUUUCCACACUGCCAUUGUUACAGAAUGAGCAGCAUCAGUUACUGUUACCACAGAGAAACUGUCAAAAUGAUAAAAUGUUGGAGGAGAAUUUCAGGUAUAACAAUUACAAAAGAACUAUGAUGAGUUUUAAAGAGAGACUGGAGAACACUGUGGAAACAUGUGCACACAUAAAUGGAAAUAGGCCUCAACAAAGUAGGGGGUUUGGAGAGUUGCUGAACACUUCUAAACAAGAUCUAGUCAUGGAGGAGCAAUCUCCAAGUUCGUCAACUAGUUUGGAAAGUUCUCUAGUUAAAGACUAUAUCCAUUAUAAUGGAGACUUUAAUGCCAAAAGCAUUAAUGGGUGUGUGCCUAGCCCUUCAGAUGCUAAAAGCAUCAGCAGUGAAGAUGACCUAAGGAAUCCAGAUUCCCCUUCUUCAAAUGAGUUGAUACAUUACAGGCCGAGGACGUUCAAUGUUGGCGACUUGGUCUGGGGCCAAAUAAAAGGACUGACUUCAUGGCCUGGCAAAUUAGUAAGAGAAGAAGACGUUCAUAACUCAUGUCAACAAAACACUGAGGAGGGGAAGGUGGAGCCCGAGAAGUUGAAGACACUAACAGAAGGUCUGGAAGCCUACAGCCGAGUCAGGAAGAGGAACAGAAAAAGCGGAAAGCUAAAUAACCAUUUAGAAGCUGCUAUACACGAGGCCAUGAGUGAACUGGACAAAAUGUCUGGGAAUGUACACCAAAUCCCACAGGGAGACAGACAGGUGAAGCCUCCAAAACCCAAGAGGAGGAAGAUCUCUAGAUAACAUUGAAUGUCUUUGUUUCUGAUCCAGUACUUAUCAAAUUGAACAUGCACAUAAAUCAGUAUGUAGGUAUCGAUAUAGAUAUUAUAUCAAUAUUUAUAUCAAGGACAGAUAGAUACCAUCAAAGGGUGCUAAGCAAAAUAGUGGUACAAUAUUUUUGGUGAUCAUGUGGGAUAGUUAAUGCUGGAUAAACCAAUCAGAUUCCUUGAAAGAUUACACUUAAAAAUGUCAGAUGAUUACUGAAUUUUUUCUAUAAUACUAAAAUUGUGAUUAUAAAAAUAGUCCAAAUGUUUCUGAUGAAUUUUCAUUGUGUAUAUAGCUAAUACAGAAUUUCAUGGUGAUAUCUGAAAUGUAAAUAUUGUACAAUAUUGUCAUGUACAAGCGUACCUAAUGCACACUUUAUCUUUUAUUGUACAAAAAAAUAGUGUACAAAAUUCUUUGGUUUCUAUUGAGUACACAUACAAGAGACUACCAGUGUAAAGUGAUAAAUAAAAAAUACAGCCUAAAUGCUUUUAUAUGAUAAUGUAAAAGAUGCUGUUUUUGUAUUUAACAGCAGAGAAAAGGCAUGAUUAUGUAAUACCUUAAUUAUGGCAUACACUUCACACCACUGAGUGUUCAUUUAUAUUGUCUGUUUCGAAUGAACCUUGCCUGGAAGUACUGUACUCCAUUCAGGUCUCUGUAGGAGAGUGCAAACUUGCAGAUUCCUAAAGGGAUGUGGGAUCACAGGUCUAAUUAAGAAUUCAAAAGCUGCAACCACUGGUUGCAUUUUAUUUAGUUAAGUUUUAAAGUAGAGUGCUGUAGAUUUUAUUUUAAAAAAAGUUUAGAUGAAAUAUUUUAGUUAGCCAUUUCUGUAGUUGAAGUUUAAUAGCCACCUUCUAAACUAAGCAAUUUAUACCGCCAUUGACUUUGAAUUACCCCAAACCCUGUAUUUGUUAACCUGGGGUUUUUAACCUGAUUAAACAUACUGUUUACAUAUAUGGGGGAAUGGCCCUAUUUUAAAAAUAUGAGUGUUAAUGUUGAUUACAAUUUGAUCUUUCAGUGGAAUAAAAGAGCAUGCUCAACAGCAUUCCUAAACAAUAAUUCUAGUAUCCCUCAUACAGUAUUACUAAACUGAAAGUUAAAGGUGGCUAACAAAACUAUUAGCAACAGUAAUUUUAUCAGUAUUAUGUAACAUAUCAGAUUUAUUUUAUUUAAAAAGAAUUAUUUAUACCAUUAACAGAUUCUUAUAUAUAUUAACGUGGCUGAAAUAUGCAGGUUAAAUCUAUUAACCAAAUUAUUUAUGUUAAGUGAAAAUGUGAAACAUAUGUAGAAAGGAAGUAAUACACUACAGAUAUACAAGCCUAAAGCUGUCAGCCAUUAUAAAAGUAACAAAAAAAGUUAAUAAGUGUAGCACAACAUCAUUUUUUUCAUUGAUGGUGGUGGUAGUACACCCUUCUUCUCAAAGUAAAUUCUCAUUUCUCCUUGCCUUUUUCCAAGAUGGAGUCCGUAAGAUGGACUUCUUCAUCUGGGAACCACCACGUCUUUAACCUGAAAUUCCUUUUUCUCUAUAGCGGCAAAUCUGCAUCCUCUAGUUAAGACUGUUAGUAAUCAGCAUCUUCUGACGCUGAUAACAUUGCCACUCUAUUGAUAAUCCCUGUUUGGCACUUGUACAGUGAAUAACUAUUCCUUUCCCCACUGACUUUCUCCAAAACCCAAACUCAAUUAUCUGUGUGACAUGAUUGAGAUCCAUUGGCCCAGAGGAUAAAGAGACCUGAGGACAUUUCCAAACUCAGUUUUCUUGUUCCACAGCACAUAGCACUACAACUGGGUUAACCUGCUUUUUCAUGUUUCAUAGACAGCUCUUAUUCUUUUCCCCCACCCCGACCUUAUGGAAUGCAAUUAGCUACACUAAGCUACAGUGGCCUGGAGGCAGGAACCCAUCCUUCCACUGGGUAGGUUCAUUUGUCUUUUGUGUAAUGGCGGGACAGCCUGCCAUGGUCCUACAUGCAAACUCAUGUGAAGUGAUCUUUUGUGUAGUUUAGUUAACACUUUUUGUUACAAGUUGAUGUGUUUGUUAUGUUUAAAGAAUUAAUGUUGUCCAUUUUUCGUAUCAGCCUGCUUUUCUGCUGUUUUGUCUACAUAGAUGUUUUUAUUCAUAAAUACAUGCGUGUGUGUGUGUGUGUGUGCGCGCGUGUGUGUAUGUUUAUAUUUAGUUUGGGUUUUUUUACCUUUUUCUUUUCGGUCUUAACACUGAGUUUGUAUUGACCAACCCUUCUUUUGGCAGUUUAACUAAUUAGGUUUGUACUUUCUCACCAAUGUAUACUUUACAUUAGUAGACUAUGUAAAGUAUUUUUGUGCACUUGAUUUCAUUGGUUAAUAAUGGCAUUGAUGUGGGUGCUAGGCGUAGUUUGUUUCAGUCCAUACAGAUUUUUUUUUCUCUUUUAGAGUUUUUAUGGUUUCAUGUAAGCAGUUAAUGUAAAUAUUGUGAGCAUUACAGGUCAUGCAGUGUUGUAACAUUUUAAAAAAUGUUGCACCUACUUUACAAUUAAAAAACUGGUCACUCAUACUUGAAUUUUGCCCAUAGAGCCAUUUCUUUCUCUUUGCAUUAAAGCAUAAUAUACUUUUUUGAUGGAGGCCCAGACCUUUCUACAUUAUUAUUUUUUGUUUAAUAAAUCUAUAUUUUUUCUAAUAGAAGACUUAAAAUGAAAAAAAAAUUAAAAAUACUUUUUGCCUAGUUUCUAAUUUAAGAGAGUACUCCUAUAUUUAGAUUGUGACAAAAUACCCCAUUGUGGAAAGUGGAAUAAUAUUUUAAUUGGCAUUAAUUUGGCACAGUCAUGUGACUCUGUGAACUUUAAGUGACUGCAAGUGAGCCCACAAGAGGAAUUAGUUUUUAAUUAGCUUAAUUAUUUAAACUUAGUAUCAUGCUUUGAGGCUGCAAAGUGCUAAGUAGUCUCAUUAUUUAUGGUUAGUUUAUUUAUUGUGGUUUAUUUAUAAGUGGGCUGUAGUAUGUCGAGUCAUUUCACAUAUGAUAAAAGUCCAGGGUAUUAUUCCUCUUUCUAUCAUGGUGCAUUUUGUGAACACCAAUUAAAGAAAAAAUAUUUCCAUUAAUUUCAAUGGACUUCCUUUGUAUUCUUGCUGCCGACAAAAAAGAUAUUGCUGGAAUUAGCUAUGAAAAUAGCUUCCCCGUAGUCAAACAAACAAAUAAAAAAACACAUUUUCGAUCUCCCAGAUCUGUUAUACUCAAUCUAAGAUUUAAAGUGGCUGUUCUUUUUUUUUUUUACAUCAAAUAUUAAGUUAUUUCCUAAAUCAUUUUUACAGAAAGUUUAGAAAUAAUGCACUAUCAUCUGAGUCCCAGAGUUUGAUGAAAUAGAGGAAAUAGAGGGCUCGUGGUGGACUGAAUUAUCUUAGAAAUACUACCUUUCUUAAUUACAGUUUGUAUUUUGCUAUGUAGGGUUGUAAUGUGAGAAUUCCAGCAGAGCACUAGCAAAAAAAUGCUUUUCUAUUUAAAAAAAAAUCCAUUCUAGUCUUACUAAGAAUUAGAAAAAAAAUUAAUAUCAGUUUUGUAAUUUUUGAUAAAGUUGUCGAUAUGAUUAAAUCACCAAAAAAAAGUUACUGUGAU